AUGGAGCACGGGAUCAGGGAGGAAGAAGAGGCGCCGGUCUCACGCCCGCAGCUGGCUGGGAGCGGGCUUUUUUUCCUCGAAGAAAACGAUACAGGCUUCCAAAGAGUUUCGUAUCAGGCAUUGUUGCGAGGAACAGAUGGGUUUUCAGAAUCUAACUUGCUUGGGAAAGGAAGAUAUGGCUCAGUUUACAAAUGUACAUUAGAAGGUGAGGAUACACCUGUAGCUGUAAAAGUAUUUAACCUUCAACAAUCAGGGUCUUCUAAGAGUUUCCAGGCUGAAUGUGAGGUGCUGAGAAGGGUACGUCACCGUUGUCUCAUAAAGAUCAUCACAUGCUGUUCAAGCAUCGAUAAUCAAGGUCAAGAUUUCAAGGCAUUAGUAAUCGACCUCAUGCCCAACGGGAGCUUAGAUGGUUGGCUUCAUCCGAAAUCCAGCAUUGCCACUCUAAAUAAUACUCUGAGCCUAGCUCAGAGGCUAGAUAUUGCUGUUCAUGUCAUUGAUGCUCUGGACUAUCUUCAUAGUCACUGUCAGCCGCCAGUAGUUCAUUGCGAUGUCAAGCCAAGCAACAUCCUUCUUGCAGAAGACAUGAGUGCCCGAGUUGGAGACUUUAGUAUAUCAAGGAUCCUGCUUGAAAGUGCAAACAAAGCUGGGCAAAAUUCAAAUAGCACAAUCAGAAUAAGAGGCUAAAUUGGGUAUGUUGCUCCAGGUAAAUCAA
Panicum hallii is the source of this 712-nucleotide messenger RNA. RefSeq names its product probable LRR receptor-like serine/threonine-protein kinase At3g47570. Lineage: Eukaryota; Viridiplantae; Streptophyta; Magnoliopsida; Poales; Poaceae. The transcript is spliced from 2 exons. Gene Ontology annotation, molecular function: ATP binding; protein kinase activity. The record is from RefSeq and is a predicted model, not a curated record. Gene Ontology annotation, biological process: protein phosphorylation. Bases 1 to 684 code for a protein of 227 amino acids.